Messenger RNA from Cloeon dipterum, 321 nucleotides. RefSeq names its product BET1-like protein. Lineage: Eukaryota; Metazoa; Arthropoda; Insecta; Ephemeroptera; Baetidae. The record is from RefSeq and is a predicted model, not a curated record. Gene Ontology annotation, cellular component: SNARE complex. Gene Ontology annotation, molecular function: SNAP receptor activity. The coding region runs from base 1 to 321 and encodes 106 amino acids. Gene Ontology annotation, biological process: retrograde transport, endosome to Golgi; regulation of retrograde vesicle-mediated transport, Golgi to ER. The transcript has 2 exons.
AUGGCAUCAGCAUACAACAUCGAGGAUCAGGACGAGGACACGCUUGACAGUCAAAAUCGCUACCUGGCUGAAAAUUUGUCGGGGAAAAUUGCCUUCGAGAUUGAAACGGAAGCGAAAGAGCACCACACACUCCUGGACGGGAUCUCAAUGGACUUCGAGUCUGGUACUGGUUUACUCAACGGCAGCAUGAAUAGAAUUAACAAAAUGAUGAGCGGCGGUCGCAGCAAUCGAAAGGCUAUGUUCUGCGUCGCAGGCCUCGCGAUCACAGUGUUUUUGGUCUUCUACUUUGGCUCCUCUGCGAUGUUCAAUGCACCCGAGUGA